Pieris brassicae (large cabbage white) is the source of this 1627-nucleotide messenger RNA. It is a transcript of the gene ERp57, whose product is annotated as protein disulfide-isomerase A3. Gene Ontology annotation, cellular component: endoplasmic reticulum. Lineage: Eukaryota; Metazoa; Arthropoda; Insecta; Lepidoptera; Pieridae. The transcript has 9 exons. The coding region runs from base 97 to 1560 and encodes 487 amino acids. The record is from RefSeq and is a predicted model, not a curated record. Gene Ontology annotation, molecular function: protein disulfide isomerase activity. Gene Ontology annotation, biological process: response to endoplasmic reticulum stress; protein folding.
CGGCAUCAUACCUACUGAUACGUGUAUUUUUCCGGUUCUCCUUUCUCAUUUUUUAGCAUUCAUUCGUUGGCACGACUUAUCGUGAAGCACGGAAAAAUGUUAGGGUCAAUUAAAUUGCUUUUAUUUCUAAGUGUAAUUUAUUUAGCUAAGGCUUCGGAAGACGAUGUAUUAGACUUAACUGAUGCAGACUUCGAAAGUGUUAUUUCUCAGCAUGACACGGCUCUCGUCAUGUUUUAUGCUCCAUGGUGCGGUCACUGUAAACGUUUAAAACCCGAAUAUGCAGUAGCGGCCGGCAUUUUAAAGAACGAUGACCCUCCUGUAGCGUUGGCUAAGGUAGACUGUACUGAGGGUGGCAAGAGCCUUUGUGAGAAAUAUUCGGUCUCUGGAUAUCCCACCUUGAAGAUCUUCAGAAAAGGAGAGCUGUCCCAAGAAUACAAUGGCCCAAGAGAAUCAAAUGGAAUCGUCAAGCACAUGAAAGCCCAAGUUGGACCCAGCUCGAAGGAACUGCUCACAGUAGCCAACUUUGAAGACUUCCUUAAGAAGGAUGAGGUGGUUGUUGUUGGAUUCUUUGAAAAGGAGUCUGAUCUGAAGGGUGAUUUCCUGAAGGUCGCUGACAAGAUGCGGGAAGAAAUUACCUUUGGGCACUCCUCAGCUAAGGAUGUUCUAGAAAAGGCUGGAUACAAGAACAACGUAGUUCUAUACCGUCCUAAACGCCUCCAGAACAAAUUCGAAGAGUCAUCAGUGGAAUACAAAGGGGAAGAGGACUCAUUGAAAGCAUUUAUUAAGGCUAACUACCAUGGUUUGGUGGGAAUUCGUCAGAAGGACAAUAUGAGGGACUUCACUGACCCACUUGUUGUUGCUUACUUUGAUGUGGACUAUGUUAAGAAUGCUAAAGGUACCAACUACUGGAGGAACCGUGUGCUGAAGGUUGCCAAAGAAGUAGAUGAGGUGUCAUUCGCCAUUAGUGACAAGGAUGAUUUUACGCAUGAGUUGAAUGACUAUGGCAUUGACUUUGCAAAGAGAGACAAGCCUGUAGUAUCUGGUCGUGAUGCAGAUGGCAACAAAUUUGUUAUGAGUACAGAGUUCAGCAUUGAAACCCUACUGGCGUUCAGCAAAGACCUUCUUGCUGGCAAACUGGAGCCAUUCAUCAAGUCAGAACCAGUACCAGAAAGCCAGGGUGCAGUUAAAGUUGCAGUUGGCAAGAACUUCAAGGAAUUAGUUACUGACAGUGAACGCGAUGCUCUUGUGGAAUUCUAUGCCCCUUGGUGUGGUCAUUGCCAGAAGCUUACACCAAUUUGGGAUGAACUUGGUGAAAAGCUUAAGGAUGAAGAGGUAGAUAUUGUGAAGAUUGAUGCAACCGCUAAUGACUGGCCUAAGUCUCUUUAUGAUGUUUCUGGAUUCCCAACUAUCUACUGGAAACCCAAGGAUUUAAGCAAACGUCCCGUUAGAUACAAUGGUGGCCGUGCUAUUGAAGACUUCCUUAAAUAUAUAUCAGAACAAGCCACCAAUGAGCUCAAUGGUUGGGACCGAAAGGGCAAUGUGAAGAAGGAUGAGCUGUAGAGUUGUGAUUUACUUUCCAUGAAAGAUCUGUGAGCUGCGUGUGUGAAUGAUUUAAAUGUUAAAGAUU